Messenger RNA from Sus scrofa (pig), 13330 nucleotides. NCBI's taxonomy places the organism in Eukaryota, Metazoa, Chordata, Mammalia, Artiodactyla, Suidae. The record is from RefSeq and is a predicted model, not a curated record.
AUGGUGAAGAGGAAGAGCUCCGAGGGCCAGGAGCAAGACAGCGGUCGCGGCAUCCCCUUGCCCAUCCAGACCUUCCUGUGGCGGCAAACAAGUGCGUUUUUGAGGCCUAAACUGGGGAAGCAAUAUGAAGCCUCUUGUGUGUCCUUUGAACGAGUUUUGGUAGAAAACAAGCUUCAUGGCCUCUCUCCAGCCCUCUCUGAAGCCAUCCAGAGCAUUUCCCGAUGGGAACUGGUACAAGCUGCUUUGCCUCAUGUCCUCCAUUGCACUGCAACCCUCCUGUCAAACAGGAACAAGCUAGGUCACCAGGAUAAACUGGGUGUUGCUGAGACAAAGCUCCUUCACACUCUGCACUGGAUGCUCCUGGAGGCCCCCCAGGACUGCAACAAUGAGCGCCUGGGGGGCACAGACCGAGGCUCCAGUUGGGGUGGCAGCAGCAGUGGCUUCAUCCAUCAGGUUGAAAACCAGGGUUCUCCAGGGCAGCCUUGCCAAAGCACCUCCAAUGAUGAUGAAGAAAACAACCGAAGAAAGAUUUUUCAGAACUCCAUGGCAACUGUAGAGCUCUUUGUGUUUCUGUUUGCUCCUCUGGUACACAGGAUCAAGGAAUCUGACCUCACAUUCCGACUGGCCAGUGGACUUGUUAUAUGGCAGCCCAUGUGGGAGCACAGACAGCCCGAAGUCUCUGGCUUCACGGCACUGGUGAAGCCCCUCAGGAACAUCAUCACAGCUAAGAGAAGCUCUCCUAUCAACAGUCAGAGUCAGACCUGUGAAUCACCAAAUCCAGACACAAGACACCGAGAGGGACUCCAGGUGGUCUGUGAAACAUUCCAGUCAGAUUCCAUCUCACCCAAGGCCACCAUUUCAGGCUGCCACCGAGGAAACUCCUUUGAUGGAAGUCUGUCCUCCCAAACUUCCCAGGAAAGGGGACCAUCGCAUUCCAGGGCCUCUCUCGUGAUACCUCCAUGCCAAAGGUCCCGCUAUGCCACCUACUUUGACGUUGCUGUUCUUCGCUGCCUACUCCAGCCCCACUGGUCUGAGGAAGGCACUCAGUGGUCUCUGAUGUACUAUCUACAAAGGCUGAGACACAUGUUGGAGGAGAAGCCAGAAAAGCCCCCAGAGCCAGAUAUUCCUCUCCUGCCCAGACCCAGGAGUAGCUCCAUGGUGGCAGCAGCUCCCUCGCUAGUGAACACACACAAGACCCAAGAUCUCACCAUGAAGUGUAAUGAAGAGGAAAAAUCUCUCAGCCCUGAGGCCUUUUCCAAGGUUUCGUUGACCAAUCUACGCAGGUCUGCAGUCCCAGAUCUUUCUUCAGAUCUUGGCAUGAACAUCUUUAAGAAGUUCAAGAGCCGCAAAGAAGACAGAGAGAGAAAAGGCUCCAUCCCGUUCCACCACACGGGGAAGAGGCGGCCUCGAAGAAUGGGGGUGCCGUUCCUGCUGCACGAGGACCACCUGGAUGUGUCCCCCACCCGCAGCACUUUCUCCUUCGGAAGUUUCUCUGGGCUUGGAGAAGACAGGCGAGGCAUUGAAAAAGGAGGCUGGCAAACCACCAUUUUAGGGAAAUUUACCCGGCGGGGCAGUUCAGACGCAGCCACUGAGAUGGAAAGCCUGGGCGCCAGGCACUCCCACUCGCAUCACACGCUGGUGAGUGACCUGCCAGACCACUCCAACAGCCACGGGGACAACACCGUCAAGGAAGUGCGAUCCCAGAUCUCCACCAUCACAGUUGCAACCUUUAAUACUACAUUGGCGUCAUUCAAUGUAGGCUAUGCAGACUUUUUCAGUGAGCAUAUGAGGAAGCUCUGCAACCAGGUGCCCAUCCCCGAGAUGCCACACGAACCUCUGGCCUGCGCAAACCUUCCGCGAAGCCUCACAGACUCUUGCAUAAACUACAGCUACUUAGAAGAUACAGAGCAUAUUGAUGGGACUAAUAACUUUGUCCACAAGAAUGGCAUGCUUGAUCUUUCCGUGGUUCUGAAGGCUGUUUAUCUUGUCCUUAACCAUGACAUCAGUUCUCGUAUCUGUGAUGUGGCGCUAAACAUUGUGGAGUGCUUGCUUCAGCUUGGUGUGGUGCCCUGUGUAGAAAAGAACAGAAAGAAGAGUGAAAACAAGGAAAAUGGGACUGCGGAAAAAAGACCGAGUGAGGGAACUUUCCAGUUCAAAGGAGUCUCUGGAAGUUCCACCUGUGGAUUUGGGGGCCCUUCAGUUAGUGGAGCUGGAGAUGGUGGAGGAGAAGAAGGAGGAGGUGCUGACGGAGGAGGUGGAGGAGGUGAUGGAGGAGGAGGUGGAGGAGGUGGAGGUGGCCCCUAUGAGAAGAAGGAUAAGAACCAAGAGAAGGAUGAAAAUAUACCUGUAAGCAACCAUAGGCUUGCUCUAACCAUGCUCAUCAAAAUAGUAAAGUCUCUGGGAUGUGCCUAUGGUUGUGGGGAAGGACACCGAGGGCUCUCUGGAGAUCGUCUGAGACACCAGGCCCAGAACUGCCUCACUAAGUUAUACAAGCUAGAUAAGAUGCAGUUCCGACAAACCAUGAGGGACUAUGUGAACAAGGACUCUCUCAAUAACGUAGUGGACUUCUUGCAUGCUUUGCUAGGAUUUUGUAUGGAGCCGGUCACUGACAACAAGGCUGGGUUUGGAAAUAAUUUCACCACGGUGGACAACAAAUCGACAGCCCAGAAUGUGGAAGGCAUCAUCGUCAGCGCCAUGUUUAAAUCCCUCAUCACACGCUGCGCCUCAACGACACAUGAAUUGCACAGCCCUGAGAAUCUGGGACUGUAUUGUGACAUCCGCCAGCUGGUCCAGUUUAUCAAAGAGGCCCAUGGGAAUGUCUUCAGGAGAGUGGCCCUCAGUGCUUUGCUUGACAGUGCUGAGAAGUUGGCACCAGGGAAAAAGGUGGAGGAAAAUGAACCAGAAUCUAAGCCUGGAGGUGGUAAAAGGUCAGAGGCAGGGAGCAUUGCGGAUAAAGGCCAGGUGACCUCUGCUCCUGAGGAAUGUCGCAGCUUCAUGUCCGGUCGCCCCUCUCAAACUCCAGAGCACGAUGAACAAAUGCAAGGGGGAAACCUGGGGCGGAAAGAUUUCUGGCGCAAGAUGUUCAAAUCCCAAAGUGCAGCAAGUGACACCAGCAGCCAGUCUGAGCAGGACACUUCGGAAUGCACGACUGCCCAUUCAGGGACCACUUCUGACCGGCGCGCCCGCUCACGGUCCCGCAGAAUUUCCCUCCGGAAGAAGCUUAAACUCCCCAUAGGUAAAAGAAACUGGCUGAAACGAUCCUCCCUCUCGGGCCUGGCAGAUGGCGUGGAGGACCUCCUGGACAUUAGCUCUGUAGACCGCCUGUCUUUUAUCCGGCAGAGCUCCAAGGUAAAAUUCACCAGUGCUGUGAAGCUUUCUGAAGGUGGGCCAGGGAGUGGAAUGGAAAAUGGAAGAGACGAAGAAGAGAAUUUCUUCAAGCGUCUUGGUUGCCACAGUUUCGACGACCACCUGUCUUCCAACCAAGAUGGUGGGAAAAGCAAAAAUGUGGUGAAUCUUGGAGCAAUCCGACAAGGCAUGAAACGUUUUCAAUUUCUGUUAAACUGCUGUGAGCCAGGGACAAUUCCUGAUGCAUCUAUUUUGGCAGCCGCCUUGGAUCUUGAAGCACCCGUGGUAGCCAGAGCAGCACUGUUCCUGGAAUGUGCCCGUUUUGUUCACCGCUGCAACCGUGGCAACUGGCCAGAGUGGAUGAAAGGGCAUCACGUGAAUAUCACCAAGAAAGGCCUUUCCAGGGGCCGGUCUCCCAUCGUGGGCAACAAGCGGAACCAGAAGCUGCAGUGGAAUGCUGCCAAGCUCUUCUACCAAUGGGGAGACGCGAUUGGUGUCCGAUUGAAUGAGCUGUGCCAUGGGGAAAGUGAGAGCCCAGCCAAUCUGCUGGGUCUCAUUUAUGAUGAGGAGACCAAGAGAAGACUGAGAAAGGAGGAUGAGGAGGAAGACUUUUUAGAUGACAGUACUGUGAACCCUUCUAAAUGUGGCUGCCCCUUUGCCUUGAAGAUGGCAGCAUGCCAGCUUCUCCUGGAGAUUACCACCUUCCUGCGAGAGACCUUUUCUUGCCUGCCCAGACCACGCACCGAGCCGCUGGUAGACUUGGAGAGCUGCAGACUUCGUUUGGAUCCUGAAUUGGACCGACACAGAUAUGAGAGGAAGAUCAGCUUUGCUGGGGUCCUGGAUGAAAAUGAAGACUCGAAAGACUCCCUUCACAGUAGUAGCCACACCCUCAAAUCAGAUGCAGGUGUUGAAGAGAAGAAAGAAGGGAGUCCUUGGAGUGCAAGUGAGCCCAGCAUUGAGCCAGAGGGAGUGAGUACAGCUGGCGUGGAGGAAAAUUACCACAGGAACAUGUCCUGGCUUCAUGUCAUGAUCUUGCUGUGCAAUCAGCAAAGCUUCAUCUGCACCCACGUUGACUACUGCCACCCACACUGCUACCUGUACCACAGCCGCUCCUGUGCCCGGCUGGUCAGGGCCAUUAAACUGCUCUAUGGAGACACUGUGGACUCCCUUCGUGAGAGCAAUAGCAUCAGCAACGUGGCUCUCAGGGGCAAGAAACAGAAAGAGUGCUCAGAUAAAUCAUGCCUCAGGACACCUUCUCUGAAGAAGAGAAUUUCAGAUGCCAACCUAGAAGGGAAAAAGGACUCUGGGAUGCUGAAGUACAUCAGACUGCAGGUGAUGAGCUUGUCGCCUGCGCCCUUAUCUCUGCUAAUCAAGGCAGCACCAAUUCUGACAGAGGAGAUGUAUGGAGACAUCCAGCCAGCUGCCUGGGAGCUUCUGCUCAGCAUGGAUGAGCACAUGGCAGGGGCGGCAGCUGCCAUGUUCCUGCUGUGUGCGGUGAAAGUCCCCGAGGCUGUGUCUGACAUGCUCACGUCAGAGUUCCACCAUCCAGAGACCGUGCAGAGGCUGAACGCUGUCCUUAAGUUCCACACGCUCUGGAGGUUUCGCUAUCAGGUCUGGCCCCGGAUGGAGGAGGGAGCACAGCAGAUUUUUAAGAUCCCACCUCCCAGUAUAAACUUCACCCUGCCCUCGCCAGUGCUCGGAAUGCCAUCCGUCCCCAUGUUUGACCCGCCCUGGGUCCCUCAGUGCAGUGGGAGUGUCCAGGAUCCAAUAAAUGAAGACCAGUCUAAAUCCUUUUCAGCCCGGGCUGUGUCCCGCUCCCAUCAAAGGGCAGAACACAUCCUAAAGAACUUGCAACAGGAGGAAGAGAAGAAACGUCUUGGGCGAGAAGCCAGCCUCAUCACCGCCAUCCCCAUCACCCAGGAGGCUUGCUACGAGCCCACCUGCACACCCAGUGCAGAGCCAGAAGAAGAAGUAGAAGAAGUCACCAAUCUGGCAUCCCGUCGACUGUCUGUGAGUCCAUCCUGUACCUCCAGCACUUCCCACAGGAAUUACUCUUUCCGCCGAGGGUCAGUCUGGUCAGUGCGUUCAGCUGUCAGUGCCGAAGAUGAGGAGCACACCACGGAGCACACGCCCAACCACCACGUGCCUCAGCCCCCGCAGGCCGUGUUCCCGGCCUGCAUCUGCGCAGCAGUGCUCCCCAUUGUCCAUCUGAUGGAGGAUGGUGAGGUGCGGGAAGACGGCGUCGCAGUGAGUGCUGUGGCUCAGCAAGUCUUAUGGAAUUGUCUAAUUGAAGAUCCAUCAACAGUUCUUCGACAUUUUCUGGAAAAACUGACCAUCAGCAAUAGACAAGAUGAGUUAAUGUACAUGCUGCGCAAACUUCUCCUGAAUAUCGGAGACUUUCCUGCUCAGACAUCACACAUCCUCUUCAACUACUUGGUGGGAUUAAUCAUGUACUUUGUACGGACCCCCUGCGAGUGGGGGAUGGAUGCCAUUUCAGCCACUCUGACUUUCCUGUGGGAGGUGGUGGGUUAUGUCGAAGGCCUGUUCUUCAAGGAUCUGAAGCAGACCAUGAAGAAGGAGCAGUGUGAGGUAAAGCUCCUGGUGACCGCUUCAAUGCCAGGUACCAAAACCUUGGUAGUUCAUGGACAGAAUGAAUGUGAUAUCCCAACCCAGUUACCAGUGCAUGAGGACACUCAAUUUGAAGCCCUCUUAAAGGAGUGUCUGGAGUUUUUUAAUAUCCCAGAAUCCCAGUCCACACACUAUUUUCUCAUGGAUAAACGAUGGAACCUUAUCCACUAUAAUAAGACCUACGUCCGGGAUAUUUAUCCUUUCAGGAGAUCAGUGUCUCCACAGCUGAACCUUGUACAUAUGCAUCCAGAGAAAGGACAGGAGCUCAUUCAGAAACAGGUGUUCACUCGGAAGCUGGAAGAAGUGGGGCGGGUUUUGUUUCUCAUCUCCCUUACCCAGAAGAUCCCCACAGCCCACAAGCAGUCCCACGUCUCCAUGCUCCAGGAAGACCUCCUCCGACUGCCCUCCUUCCCUCGAAGUGCUAUCGAUGCAGAGUUUUCUCUCUUCAGCGAUCCUCAAGCUGGGAAGGAGCUGUUUGGCCUCGACACUCUUCAGAAAAGCUUGUGGAUCCAGCUCCUGGAGGAGAUGUUCCUGGGCAUGCCGAGCGAGUUUCCCUGGGGAGAUGAGAUCAUGCUGUUCCUCAAUGUUUUUAAUGGGGCUCUGAUCCUCCACCCAGAAGACAGUGCCCUGCUUCGGCAAUACGCUGCCACCGUCAUCAACAGCGCCGUGCACUUCAAUCACCUGUUCUCCCUUAGUGGCUACCAGUGGAUCUUGCCCACCAUGCUGCAGGUGUACUCUGACUAUGAAAGCAAUCCCCAGUUGCGUCAAGCCAUCGAAUUUGCCUGCCACCAGUUCUACAUUCUACACCGGAAGCCCUUUGUGCUCCAGCUGUUUGCAAGUGUGGCCCCUCUCCUGGAGUUUCCUGAUGCUGCCAACACUGGCUCCAGCAAAGGUGUGUCAGCUCAGUGCCUGUUUGACUUGCUGCAGUCACUGGAGGGGGAGACCACUGACAUCCUAGACAUCUUAGAGUUGGUCAAAGCUGAGAAGCCUCUUAAGUCAUUAGAUUUCUGCUAUGGAAACGAAGACCUGACUUUCUCUAUAAGUGAAGCCAUUAAGCUCUGUGUUACCGUGGUGGCAUAUGCUCCUGAGUCAUUCAGAAGUCUUCAGAUGCUGAUGGUCUUGGAAGCCUUAGUGCCCUGUUACCUACAAAAGCUAAAGAGGCAAACAUCACAAGUGGAGACAGUACCUGCUGCCCGAGAGGAGAUCGCCGCCACGGCUGCUCUUGCAACAUCUCUGCAGGCCCUUUUAUACAGUGUCGAAGUCCUCACCAGACCCAUGACAGCCCCACAGAUGAGCAGAUGUGACCAAGGUCAUAAAGGAGCCACCACAGCCAACCACACCAUGUCAUCUGGGGUGAACACCAGGUAUCAGGAACAAGGUGCCAAACUGCACUUUAUCAGAGAAAACCUGCACUUACUGGAGGAAGGCCAGGGCCUUCCCAGAGAGGAGCUGGAUGAGCGGAUUGCUCGAGAGGAGUUCAGAAGACCCCGGGAGUCGCUGCUGAACAUCUGCACUGAGUUCUACAAGCACUGUGGGCCCAGGCUGAAGAUCCUGCAAAACUUGGCCGGGGAGCCGCGGGUCACUGCCCUGGAGUUGCUGGAUGUGAAGUCCCACAUGAGGUUGGCGGAAAUCGCACAUUCCCUCCUGAAGCUGGCACCAUAUGAUACGCAGACGAUGGAAAGCCGGGGGCUUCGACGCUACAUCAUGGAAAUGCUUCCCAUCACCGACUGGACAGCUGAGGCAGUGAGGCCAGCCCUUAUCCUCAUUUUAAAGAGAUUGGAUAGAAUGUUCAACAAAAUUCAUAAGAUGCCUACUUUGAGGCGACAGGUUGAGUGGGAGCCUGCCAGCAAUUUGAUUGAAGGGGUUUGUUUGACACUUCAGAGGCAGCCAAUCAUAUCCUUCCUCCCUCACCUUAGGUCACUGAUCAAUGUCUGUGUCAAUCUGGUGAUGGGAGUAGUAGGACCCUCCAGUGUUGCUGAUGGAUUACCCCUUCUUCAUCUCAGCCCUUAUCUCUCACCACCUCUGCCCUUCAGCACAGCUGUUGUCCGGCUUGUAGCAUUGCAGAUACAGGCUUUAAAAGAAGAUUUUCCUUUAAGCCAUGUGAUCUCCCCAUUCACCAAUCAAGAGCGAAGGGAGGGGAUGCUUUUAAAUCUGCUCAUCCCAUUUGUGCUCACAGUAGGAUCUGGAAGCAAAGAUAGCCCGUGGCUGGAGCAGCCCGAGGUGCAGCUGCUACUACAGACGGUCAUUAAUGUGCUCCUGCCUCCAAGGAUCAUCAGCACGUCCAGGAGCAAGAACUUCAUGUUGGAGAGCUCCCCUGCUCACUGCUCCACCCCUGGGGAUGCAGGGAAAGACUUGCGCAGAGAGGGCCUGGCGGAGUCUACCAGCCAAGCAGCAUACUUGGCACUGAAGGUGAUUCUCGUCUGCUUUGAGAGGCAGCUCGGAAGCCAGUGGUACUGGCUGAGCCUCCAGGUGAAGGAGAUGGCUCUGCGGAAGGUCGGGGGCCUGGCCCUGUGGGACUUCCUCGAUUUCAUCGUGCGGACUCGUAUCCCCAUCUUCGUGCUCUUGCGGCCUUUCAUCCAGUGCAAGCUUCUGGCCCAGCCAGCAGAGAAUCAUGAAGAGCUGUCUGCCCGACAACAUAUUGCUGACCAGCUGGAGCGGCGUUUCAUCCCACGCCCUCUGUGCAAGAGCUCCCUCAUUGCCGAGUUCAACAGUGAACUAAAAAUUCUAAAAGAGGCAGUUCACAGUGGUUCAGCCUACCAAGGGAAGACAUCCAUCAGCACCGUGGGCACCUCCACCUCUGCGUACCGCCUGAGCCUGGCCACCAUGUCCCGCUCCAACACGGGCACUGGCACUGUCUGGGAGCAGGACAGCGAGCCGUCCCAGCAGGCUUCACAGGACACCUUGAGUCGAACGGAUGAGGAGGAUGAAGAGAAUGACUCUGUCAGCAUGCCCAGUGUGGUAAGUGAACAGGAAGCUUACCUCCUGAGCACCAUUGGAAGGAGGCGGUUCUCCAGCCAUGUCUCCAGCAUGUCUGCACCUCAGGCUGAGGUGGGCAUGUUACCCAGCCAAAGGGUGGCAAGUGUGCAGAGUGAACCUGGCCAACAGAACCUCCUCCUUCAACAGCCACUGGGGAGGAAGAGGGGCCUGAGGCAGCUAAGACGUCCUCUACUGUCUCGUCAGAAGACUCAGACGGAAUCCAGGAACCGCCAUGGGGCUCGGCUGUCAACCACUCGCAGGAGCAUUCAACCUAAAACAAAGCCAUCUGUGGAUCAGAAACGAUCUGUAACCUUCAUUGAGGCUCAGCCGGAGUCAGCAGGUGCCCCAGCAGACACACUUUCUGCCACAGGCCAGCCACAGGGCUGCAGCCCGGCCCCAUCCAGGAAACCAGAAGGGAUGGACAAACCAGUCCUCACAUCUUCCCCUGCCAUUGUUGUUGCUGAUCUCCACAGCCUUUCUCCCAAGCAGGGUGAGAGCCUCCCAGCUGAAGAAGGGGAAAAGAAAGAGGACACGGAAGUACCAGGUGCUACAGCGCACAGCCCCCUCUCUGCUCAGCUCUCGGACCCUGAUGACUUCACAGGCCUUGAGACAUCCAUCCUCCUACAGCAUGGAGACACUGUCCUUCACAUCAGUGAGGAAAAUGGCAUGGAGAACCCCCUGCUUUCUGGCCCAUACCCUUUCACUCCCACUGAGCUGGGGGAGACUGAUGUCGACCUAGAUGAAUCUCAUGUUUAAUUCUGUACCUUUUAAGAGCUGUAGGUGUAGAAAAGAGGUAGAAGGGAUCACUUUGCUAAAAGUUGAAAACUUUUGCUUUGAAAAGAUGAAAACACAGCACUUUACACCCAAUGGGUAGCACAAAUCCCAGUAGAUUUUGCUGCCAAUGUGCAUAUUGUAUCAUAAACAUCUUCUCAAAAUCAAUGGCUGAGGUGGUUUGGUUAUGUGAAGACCAUAAAAACCAGGGAGGAAUAAAGGGAAAGAGCCAUUUCACUGCACAUUGUUUAUGAUUCAAGAAGCCUUGAGCAGUUAAAAAUGUAUACUACUACAGAGCUGCUAACCUAGGAAUAUUAACAAAUAAUGUGUUCUAAAAAGAGAAUGCAAUUUUUGGAGGUUACAUUAUACAUCUCAUGCAAAUGUUUAUUUUUAUAAUUUUAGAAGCAUUAAAUCAGGUGGCUCUACAAGUAGCAGUUUACAUAAAAAUAAUCAAUAAGGAAAAUAUUAGUUUGAGGAAACUAAAUAGCAGAUAAACCUGCAGCCAUUUUUUUUUUUUUGAUCAAUACAGCAAUUUAGAAGGAAAAAAUGCUAUUUUUAGAGCUGUGGACUUUUCAGUAUUUAUUUUUUAACUGUCAUUGUCAUUGCAUUUUAUAAAUCAAAAUGCUAAUGCCAUAAGAUCAUUCUAUUUCAUAAUCAACACAUUAGAGCAUAUUCUAGAAAUAAUCAAACACAAUUCUGAAUUAAGGACCUAAAUAGCCUAUACUAUGAUGAAAAUUAAAUGUGAAUAUUAUAGCUAGAAAGAGAUGAUAUUCCUACUUCUAGCCCUGACGACACCAAUGCCAAGAUUGGGAAACAUUGGGAAAUGUGAUUUAUUUUCCUUUAUAAUGUUCUGUGCCUGCCCUUGAGGCCAUAUUUUCAGAUAUUAAGGUUAGUAUGAUUAGAACUAGUUCAAUAAAAUAACUUUUUCUCAAUGUUAACAAUAUUCAUAUGAUCCUUUGGAGAUUACGUGUAUGAGGAAAAAAUAUAAAACGAGAAAUUUAUUUAUAGAUAUAGUUUGUGUAUUUUACUUUAACUUGAAGUUCAGUUACUUCAAGAAAAGUAUAAAACUUAGAAAGGCUUCUGAGGCCAUAUCGAGUAUGUUAUCCUAUAGUAGGGCUUGGCAUCGCAUAGUUCAAGAUUACAUUUCAAAUUUUUAACAGUUUAUGUUAGAAAACUGGUACAUAACUUUGAAGUAUAUUAAAAACCUAUAUACAUACCUAAAUUGGUAUGGUGGUGUGUGUGAGUGUGUGUGGGGGUGUGUGUGUGUAUGUUUUCUAGUCCUGAUGCUAAGGUUAGACUUUGAUUACAUAGCAAUGAACUUAAAACCCAUUCAUUCUGUAUACUUAAACUAUGAAAUGUAUAUGUAUAUAUAUAAAAGAGACCUAUUAAAUCCACUCAUCACAAAGGAAAAUUAUUUUUCUGUUAGAAUUGCUUAUUAAGUAGGCAUUGUUUUUAUUGUGAUUUAUAUUUUCCAAUAUAGUUUGGGGUUUUGGUCUCACUAAUAGAAUGAAAGAUAUCUGUGAGUUAAAGGACAAAACUAAAAAAUUUAAAACUUCAGAAAAUAGAGGUGGUAAAUGGCCUCUUCUAUGUUUUACAAUAUUUUCAGGACACUUACACUUAUUGCUGAAUUCUCAAGUGCAGAAAUAUACAUAUAUAACUGGUUUUAUGACUCUUUCUAAGCUGAUAUAUUUCGCCUGUUAAAAAUUAUGCUGCUCAAUUAGUGUUAGAGGCCUUAUGUUUGGUAAUUACAAGUGUCUGGGCUAUGUGAGUCUCUAUAUAUGUGCGUGUUUUGUUCCAGUUUCUUGAUUCUUGAUUUAAAUUCUCUAUGUAUAAUCAUAUCAAAUAUUUAAAAAGUAAAAGGGUCAAAGAUGAUUAUUAACUAUCUCACCAGAAUCCUAUAUACCUUUAUAUAUAUUUAAAAAGUAUUGAGCUGUUUUGAAUAUGACUAUGCUGGCCUGUCUGCCUUUUAGCCUGAUUCCUUCAUUCUAGUGUUAUGAAAGUCUGAUGGAAACUUUUUCAAUAAGCUAAGUAAUGUUGUACCUUGCAAAAAAAGCCUCCACUCUGACAAACAGGGCCUUAUAGAGUGGGGAUGUUUUCAUACUGGGAGUACGGAGAUUUUGCAGAUGUGUGCAUCUGUUCCAUUUAAGGUGCCCUUAAAUGUGUUGAAUGUAAUGUGUUAAAUGUUUAUGUGUAAUCUAUAAAAUAUUUAUGUAUGUGCAUAAGACUGUCACAAGAUGUAUUCUCAGGAAUACUGUUACCUGGAGUUUGAAGGAAUAAUUAUUUUUAAAAAAAGUUGGGGAAGAUUAGACAAAGUUCAAGAUAAAUAACGAUUUUUUUGUAAUUCAAAAAAAAUCAUUGAGCAUAUGACUAAAAGUUAAUUAUUACAUGUGACAAAUACAGUAUUGGUAAUAGCAGAUCAUUUCCUAAGCUAUGAUACUUAAUAAUAUUUAUCUUAUUCAGAGGAAAAUUAAAACAGACACCUACUUCCCAUAUAAAAAAUUGGACUCAACCAAGAAGUUGCUUCUUCUGAAAUUAAAUUUUGAGAGACCUUAGAAUAAGCAUUUAUCAUCCAUGAUAGUGGGUGUAGAUUUACUCAGAUUCAAUUAAAACAGUUCAAAUUCUGGAUACAGCAUUUUAUACAGCAAAACAUUUACUGUCAUUUUUUUUCAAUAUUUGCUGCUUUCUAUAAUUCUAUUAGAUAAGCUUUUUUUUUUUUUUUUUUUUUUUUCCUAAAAAGGAGCUAUUGAAUACAUUGAGACAAGGCACUGGGAACUAUAGUGUCAAAACCAUAAAUGGGCAUGGCAGUACUGGGUGGGGGGAAUCUGUGGAGUCUGGGGGUCUGGUUAGGGUCUGUUGCACACAGGCUGGGAGUAGCUGGUUUGCCAUUUCAAGCAAGAAAGAGUAUCUUAGGCCGGAUGAUAUUUCCUUCCUUCUUUAGUACCCGUCCCUUUAGUUGGUAAAAACAUUCUCCACUCUGCUGCCCAGCUCUGAGGGUAUCUGAGAUGGGAAUAGACUGUACAUAGGGACCUAUAGGGAAGAAAGGGGCAUAAAUGACAGUCCAAAAUUGACAUUAAAUACCCUUUCUUAAGUUAUACAGGAGACUUUAAUAGUCUCCAGAAUUUGCUGCUAUCACAUCAUGCUGUUGCCCUGUGACUUCACACUUCUAAUUCCAUGGCCUUGUCUUGGGAGUGAAUAGAAAGUGUCACUUCCUCAUUUACUUUGUGGGUCCUAACUGCAGUAUUUCAGAAACAAAGUUUGGACACUCAGGAGAAUAAAAACAUGUUUAGGGCAUAAUGUAUUUGGAAAAGGUUAAGAAAAAUUUACUUAUUGUAGGAUCAUUUAGGAUCACAGAUCCAUGUACCUCCAUAUUUUCCAAUACUCACUGUGACCACAGGAUGAAAAUCCUUUCUUAGCCAUUUUAUAGGUAAAAACAAAAAACUGACUACACAGCCAACUUCCCUCAGAUGACUAUGAAGUUUGUUAUGAUUACUGAAUGACCAAAGAGCAUGGAAAAAAUGCAUAUGAAUAAAUACUAAAAUGUUUAUGAAAGAUAUUUAUGAAAGACUUCUGUGUUUGAAUAUGCACAUAUAAUAAAAUAAAUCUAAAAGGA